UCAGCGGCCAGCUUCCUAAGAGCCUUCCGCGGGGCUUCAUCUUUCACUACAGGUCGAAGAACCAUGUUGGGAGGCUCCUCGCUGGCAGGCAGCGGGAAGUCGUUGCUGCUGGAAAGGGAACGGGGACGCGACGGCGACGAAUGCAGCCGCAGCAGCCGUCGCCAUGUAGCUGCAGUAGCCACCAUGCAAGGCUUCGAUGUAAAGCGUCCGGCUGGAGACCGGACGAGCAUGACUGCGGUGGCAGCUGUGGAUGCACUAGCAAGUGGCAGGGAAGGAGCAGCAGUGGCUGGUGCUGUAGCUGCUGCUGCGGCGGCGGCUACAGCAGCUGCUGCCGGGGCGACUGGAGCUGUGCCGUACGGGGCUGCUGAAGGGAUGGAUUCAGGGGACGAGGAGGCGGUGGCAGCCGGGAUGGCAGCCAAUGCAGCAGCAGCAGCCACAGAUGGAACAGCAGCUGUAUCAGCACGCAUGGGUGAUGGGUUGGUGGAUGGCAGCUGCGGCGCUGGUGCUGGCGGCGGCGGCGGCGGCGGCGGCGGUGGUGGUGAAGGAGGAGGAGGAGAAGAAGAACGAGCAGCAGCAAGAGGGGAUGGAGGAGGCGACACGGUGGCAGGCGUUCCUUCGUUGUCAAUGCUGACUGCUGCUCGGCUGAGCUCUAGGGCUGUCAUCAUGCGGAGCUGGACCAGACAACGUAACCGGCUGCGGCGGAGGACGCCUUCGGGCUUCACCAGCGGUGGUGAUGGUGGCGGGGGUGGCGCAGAAGGGCGAUUCGCUCGCAAACACAAAGGAAGCGCCACUGCCGCUGCUGCCGCUGCCGCCACUACCAGCACCAGCGCUGGCAUGGUGAUGGGCCACAUGGCUGCGGCCGCCACCGCUGCGACUGCAGCCGCUAGCAGGUCAGCAACUGACAGCGAACAUCCCCAACAGGCUGCACACGGCCAUACUGAGGACAGCAGCUCCUGUGGCGCGGGUCGAGGAGUCGGAACUGUAGCAGGUGCCUUUCAUGACCUGGUGGUGAUCGAUAUGGGUGUGCAUCGGCUGAACAUCCCCGCCAUAGGCGCGGCGUACGGAGAUGUGUACGAUGGUGUCCAGGUCAUCCAAAUCCUGCCCUCCCACCUCAAGCACCGAGCCGCCUACCACGCGCCCCUCAGGUCCCCAGCCAUGCUCGCCCCGGGCUUCUUCGAGGCGCCCGGUGCCAGCCAGGCCCUGCUGCCUCGCAGCCCCGGUCAGCCGCCCUCUUUCCCGCGCCUCUCCCUCAUGUUCGUCCAGCCAGCUGGCUACACAGCAGUCGCCAACUCCCACCCGGAGGUGGCGGAACGCAGCGGCGCCGUAUUUUGCGCGACCGUGCGUGAUGUGCUGCGAAUGUACGGCGCGUACGAGUGUCAGGAGUACGAGUGUACGUUUAUGGUGGCGUGCCAUGACCCACGGGUCGGCGCUGAGGCGGCGCUGGCAUUGCACACCUGGCUGCUGCAUGCGGACUGGCCGGCGGACUUGUUAGAGCUGUCCGAGGGACGGGAAGUGCUGGGGUCGGACGGUCAGCCCGUCACGAGGUGAGGAGACGGGAAAAGCGGACUCCAACAUUUACAUGGAGGAGUGUCUGGAACAACAACUUCGCCCUCAGCACAAGUUAUGAUUAGCAUCCCUUCCGAGUGAACCUCUGGGGAUUACGCUGUCAGGGAUUGCACACGUUUUCCCUAACCUAGGCACACAUCAUAUUUCGUCCGGGUUACCGGUAUGACACCGGUGCCUAUACGUUUGCCUCACAGCAACAUGCAUGGCUGCAGGAGCUUCCAGGCCACGUUGGGCUCUACUGGAAGCUCCACAUGCGCUCUACGGUCCAGAGCAAUUUCUAGCUGCCCUCAAGCUCCUCAUGCUCCCUCCUAUUCACCUUUCCAGCCAUGCGCCUUGCC
Molecule: messenger RNA, 1904 nt
Organism: Astrephomene gubernaculifera
Lineage: Eukaryota; Viridiplantae; Chlorophyta; Chlorophyceae; Chlamydomonadales; Astrephomenaceae
Source: the annotation of a GenBank genome assembly